GUCUCUGUCUAGACAUUAGCUCAGGAACUUGUUUUUGGUAAUCGUGUAGAUUGAUUUAGGUCUAAAUCGCAAGAGAGCUUGCUAACGAGCUAGCCAACCAAUGGGAACACACUUAUCGGAGAAGGUGAUAAUGAAGGACAGAAUUAGAUUACAUAAUGUUGGCUAACUACUCAUUGCAAGCUACAUCUCAGCGCAAGAAAACAUUUAACUUAGUUAUCACAACUGCAAGUAUUAAGCUCUUUAUUGCAAUACACGUAGCUAGGUAACGUUAAUAUGCAAUAAUUGACCCCUUAAAUUGUGAGAGGGUGGCGAGUCCAGUCAGCCUGCUUGUAUUUUCACAAACAACCUAGCUACAUAGGGACUCCCCCACCCAUUAUUUGGCAACUAUACUGAACAAAAAUAUAAAAAGUGUUGGUCCCACGUUUCAUAAGCUGAAAUAACAUAUCCCAGAUAUUUUUAUUUCGCACAAAAAGCUUUUCUCUAAAAUGUUGUGCAUGGAUUUGUUUACGUCGCUGUUAUUGAGCCUUUCUCAACUACUUCUCAGUGCUAGAGGCGUCACUACAGACCCUGGUUCGAUUCCAGGCUGUAUCACAACCGGACGUGAUUGGGAGUUCCAUAGGGUGACGCACAUUUGGCCCAGCGUUGUAAAUAAGAAGCUAAUCAGGUGCAUUUUGUGCUGGGGACAAAAGGCCACUAAUGCAGUUUUGUCACAACACAAUGCUACAGAUGUCUAAAAUUGAGGGAGGUUGCAAUUGACAUGAUUGACAGCAGGAAUGUCCUCCAGAGCUGUUGCCAGAAUUAAAUAUUAAUUUCUCUACAAUGAGGCUCCUCCAACAUUGUUUUAGAGAAUUUGGCAGUACGUUCCACCGCAGACCACAUGUAUGGUGGUGUGUAGGCGAGCGGUUUGCUGAUGUCAACGUUGUGAACAGAGUGCCUGAUGAUGGCAGUGGGGUUAUGGUAUGGGCAGGCAUAAGUUACAGACAAUGAACACAAUUGUAUUUUAUCGAUGGCAAUUUGAAUGAUACAGUGACGAGAUCAUGAGGCCCAUUGUCGUGACAUUCAUCUGCCGCUUUCAGCAUGAUAAUGCACAGCCCCAUGUCACAAGGAUCUGUACAAUUCCUGGAAGCUGAAUAUGUCCCAGUUCUUCCACGGCCUGCAUACGCACCAGACAUGUCACCCGUUGAGCAUGUUUGGGAUGCUCUGGAUUGACGUGUACAACAGCGUGUUCCCAACAAUAUCCAGCAACUUUGCACAGCCAUUGAAAAGGAGUGGGACAACAUUCCACAAUCAACAGCCUGAUCAACUCUAUGCAAAGGAGAUGUCGCGCUUCUAGAGGGAAAUGGUGGUCACACCAGAUACUGACUGGUUUUCUGAUCCAUCCCCUACCUUUUUUUGAAGUGGUGGUUCCAAAAACAUCCAGUCCCCAGUGUAAUGGCCUGAGACGAGGCUUGCACUGUGCUGCACUUCGGCUUCAGGAGGACAAGGACAAGUCCAUCCCAGUCCCUCCAUCCUCCACCGCAUCCCCAACUACAACUUUCCACGAACAUUAUCAAGCUCACCCAUCUAAACAUGACACAGCCACAUCAGCGCAGGAAGCUGCUGCUGCUGAGGAGGCUCCCCAGCCCAACAUCAGUUAUGUAGACCAGAGUGGAGAACAAGGAGAAGACUAUGAAACAGAGGAGCAACUGCAAGUGCGCAUCCUUAACGCUGCGCUGGACUUUGUCCCACUACAUGGUUGGACUGUUGAAGCCAUUUCAGCAGGAGCUGAGACCCUGGGUCUCUCAGCAGCCUCCAGUGGAAUGUUCCAGAAUGGGGCAGGGGACCUGGUCAUGCACUUCAUAGCUCAGUCCAAUACCCAGCUAACAGAGCAACUGGCAGAGCAUCACAAUCAGGUCCAACUUGGUCAGGCAGAACCAAAGAGAACUGCAGAGUUUCUUAGGGAUGCAGUGGAAACCAGAUUGAGGAUGUUGACCCCAUACAUAAAUAAUUGGCCACAGGCUUUGAGUAUUCUGUUUCUGCCACACAACAUACCAAACAGUCUGAAGCACCUCUCCACCCUGGUGGAUGAUAUCUGGUACUAUGCUGGAGACCGCUCCACAGAUUUGAACUGGUAUACAAAACGAGCUGCACUGACCGGGAUCUAUAACACCACAGAGCUGGUGAUGGUACAGGACUCCUCAGAAGACUUCCAGGACACCUGGAACUUCCUUGACAACCGCAUCCAGGAUAUUGUCAACAUGGCCGACGCCACCAAACGGGCGGCAUCCACAGGAGAAGCAGUGGUGCAGGGGCUUAUGGGAGCUGCUGUUACGCUGAAAAAUCUAACCGGAAUUAACCAGAGACGGUGAAACAAGAUGGCUAUUUCUGUUCCACCAUCCCCUCUAAUCUCUGCCAGUCAGGAGUUUGUGUUUCAAUUGGUUUUCCCUCAUACCCACUCCUAUCCCUUUUUGUAUGAAGGACACAAAAAUGUGAUUGUAUUUGAAACAUUUUUGUUCGGCUCCAUUGAGAGUUCCUAAAUAAAUUACAGAUGAAUUACAACAGAACAA
Molecule: messenger RNA, 2546 nt
Organism: Oncorhynchus masou masou (cherry salmon)
Lineage: Eukaryota; Metazoa; Chordata; Actinopteri; Salmoniformes; Salmonidae
Gene: coq9
Product: coenzyme Q9 homolog (S. cerevisiae)
Exons: 9
Coding region: 1308-2348 (346 amino acids)
Biological process (GO): ubiquinone biosynthetic process
Cellular component (GO): mitochondrial inner membrane
Molecular function (GO): lipid binding
Source: RefSeq, a predicted model, not a curated record